GGCCGUUUCAUGUGAAUCUAUCGAUUUUCCUUCGACGGAUCGGUCAACCGAUAUUAUUUCCAGUUUCCGGACAACCGAACAGACAUCCGUGCACCCAUAACGAAAUACGUUGCGAAGUCGGUGUUUCGGUAUAAGUGAUUGGGUGGUUCAUUCAUGGACGUUUCGAAGGACUAUUGAGAGGACCCACCCCGUUACAGGGAGGGCUCGCCCCCGGUGGCCUCUCACCCACCAGCGACAACGGCAUCCGAAGGAUGCUCUCAUAUAAAAGAAGAGUUUAAAGGAUAAGGGUGUUGUCACUCUUCUCUUUUAAAUACUCGACGAGGAGGAUAAUGCUAAGGAUUCGUGGUACACCCAUUUCGGGAUGUCAACUGAUAUUGCUGUGUCUAAUAUUUACUUUUGUAUCAUGUCAAGGAGAAAUAGUGACAUCUCCGACGACACCGCCGCACCGAGGCGCCGCCCGCCUUAAAUACGGCUCGGGAUCUCUUAGACCUCCGGGUUCUAAGCCCAUUUAUGCCACUGGUCAGAGGGACCAUGGCGUCAGAACGACCCUAAGCCCGGCUCUUCAUAAUCACAAUGCCAAGUCCAUACCAAUCCUCUACCAAUACCCUUUCGUGCCAUACGCCAUUCCAAUCGAUCCGAUCUACUUCAAUCGCGAUUUGAUGACCAGAUUGCACCCCAAGAUUGACAACAGAGGAAGAAAUAGAGGUGGAAUGUACGGCGGACGUCCCGAGUAUUCGAACGGUCGUCCAAAUCACGGAAUCAUAAACGGACGGUUCCCAUUCGAUCUUGGAUUCCUACCUGGAAAGGGUUACGAACCAAACAUUCACGUGCCACUUCCAAAAUACUUACCACCAUCCCCGCCAAGGAAAGAACUAGGUCCCCCCGAUCACGAACCAAAGCCGGAUGUGGAAGAUGAAGCACCAAAGGUCGUGGAGGAACAUCCUUGCGGAGAACCUUGCGGACCUGGGGAAUUCCUUUGCCUGCAGAGUUGCAUUUGUAUUAAAGACAUUUAUAGAUGUGAUGGCGACGCAGACUGUCAGAAUUACGAAGAUGAGCUGGAAUGUGGGGAAAUGUUGAGCAUUCACAAUGACAAGUGCAACGAAUCGCAGAAUUAUGUUCGAUGCCCCAAAACCAACAACUGCAUCUCGAAAGAUUGGUUGUGUGAUGGUGACGACGACUGCGGCGACUUCUCCGACGAAACUCACUGCGGUGUUCCCGAAAAUUGUACUUCUGACCAAUUUCAAUGCGAGAACGGCUUGUGCAUCCCGAAAAACUGGAUAUGUGACAACGACAAUGAUUGCAAGGACUUUUCGGACGAAAUUAACUGCAAGAAAAUAGGAUGUAAUGAGCAUGAAUUCGAAUGCGGCGAUUCCUCUUGUAUUUCAGCCAGUUGGAAAUGUGAUAAGCAAAUCGACUGUAUGGAUGGUUCAGAUGAAAACGAUUGUGAUAUUUUGCCUCCGUUUUGCAAUGAUGAAGAGUUUCAAUGUACAAAUAAAAUGUGCAUCAAAAAAGCGUUUAAAUGCGACGGCGACGACGACUGCGAAGAUUGGAGCGACGAGAAUGACUGUCCAAAAAUUCAAGGUGUUUGCGUGUCGGGAGAAUACAAAUGCAAAAGUGGAAGGUGCAUACCAGAAAGAUACAAAUGCGAUAAACAACAGGACUGCGACGACAACGACGACGAAGAGAACUGUCAAGUUGCAGAAAGCAAAACCUGCUCACCCGACUCAUUUACUUGUGAUAACGGCGUUUGCAUCUUGCACACUUGGAGAUGCGAUGGGUUCCAUGACUGCACACAUGGUGAAGACGAGGCAAAUUGCGAGAUAAAAUGCGACGAAUCGAAAUUUCCAUGUUCUGGACCGGGUCCACAUGACAAUUCCACUUAUAUGUGCAUCAACAAAAAGCACGUGUGCGAUGGUUAUAAAGACUGUGCAAAAGGCGAAGACGAAGGUAAUUGCCCAACCAAAAGAGAAUGCGAACCUGGCACCAAGUGCAAGCAACUCUGCAUAACCACCAAAGAUGGCAAAAAUGGCUGUUCCUGUCUUCCUGGCUACUAUCUAGCAAAAGAUGGAUACAGUUGCGAGGAUAUUGAUGAGUGCAUGUAUGCGACGGAUCCGGUGUGUUCACAGACUUGUAACAAUACGAUUGGAAGCUUCCGUUGUGGUUGUAUGACUGGUUAUGUCCUGAGGCCCGACUUGAGGUCUUGCAAGGCUGUUGGAGCUCCCCCAACUUUACUUUUUGCUAAUCGAAUUGAUAUUAGACAGGUCGAUUUGCAGGUUUCACUAAGCAACAAUAAAUAUACCGCCAUUCUCAAGGGAUUACACAAUGCGAUCGCUUUAGACUACCAUUAUGAAAAGAAAUAUAUAUUUUGGUCUGACGUGUCCAUGGAUGUUAUCAGAAGAGCCUAUGUCAACGGAUCAGGAGUGACUGAUAUCAUUAAAUGGGGUUUGGAAGCGCCAGGUGGAGUAGCACUGGAUUGGAUUCAUGAUUUACUUUUUUGGACGGACUCAGGUACAAGAAGAAUUGAAGUAGCAUCUUUAGACGGGCAACAGAGGGCGAUUAUUAUUGCAAAUGAAAUCGACAAACCUAGAGCCAUAGUCGUUCAUCCUGGUGAAGCCCUUAUAUUUUGGACGGACUGGGGACCUAAUCCGAAAAUAGAACGAGCAGAAAUGGAUGGAAGCAAUAGAAGAAGCAUCAUCACAGAAUCUGUAUUUUGGCCCAAUGGAUUGACUUUAGAUUACACUUCCAGCAGGAUAUAUUGGGCAGACGCUAAACAUAAUGUAAUAGAAACCUCUCUAUUAGAUGGAACAGACAGGAAAAAAGUCAUUAGCAAAGGCUUACCACAUCCAUUUGCAAUAACAAUUUUCGAAGAUGCAAUUUACUGGACGGAUUGGCACACAAAGUCGAUAUCUACAGCCAAUAAAGCUACGGGCGCUGGACUCAAGACAAUACAUUCCCAGUUGCACUUCCCCAUGGAUAUUCACAGCUACCAUCCGCAACGACAACCUAAAUACAGAAACAGAUGUGGCAAUAACAAUGGAGGCUGUGAGCACAUGUGCAUACCCAAUAUAAAAUCUUAUACUUGCGUUUGUCGUAUGGGCCAAAAGUUAAAAAAUGAUAGAAAGUCGUGUCAGAAGCCCGAUAAGUUGUUAUUGUUUGCUAGAAAGAAAGAUUUGAGACUCAAACACUUAGAUCCUAACCCUAGUCAUCAGUUGGAAAUGGUCAUACCUGUAAAUGGAAUAAAAUCUGCAGUGGCAAUUGCAUGGGACUCGAAAACUGAUUAUAUUUAUUGGACAGACGUGGAAAGGGACGCUAUAAGUAGAGCUUUAUGGAACGGUAGCAAUCAAGAAGUGCUUGUGCACACAAAUAUUAUUACUCCUGCUGGUUUGGCUUUGGAUUGGUGUACAGAUAAAAUAUAUUGGACCGACGCUGACACAGCAAGGAUCGAGGUGGCAAAAGCUAAUGGUGAGAUGAGAAGCUUACUAAUAUGGGAAGAUCUGGACAAACCAAGGGAUAUAGUUGUGGAUCCAAUAGGUGGUUAUAUGUAUUGGUCUGAUUGGGGUGAUAAACCUAAAAUCGAAAGGGCUGACAUGGAUGGGAAGAAUCGCCUUAUCAUUGCAAGUACAAAUUUAACUUGGCCCAAUGGUUUGGCCGUUGACCAUUCCACUGGAAAAAUAUAUUGGACAGAUGCGGGAUCUAAUGCUAUCGAAUUUGCCAAUUUCGACGGCUCCGAUCGCCGAGUUUUGUUGUCUGGUAUUGAUUUGCCUCAUCCGUUUGGAUUGGACGUGUUUGGAAAUAACAUCUAUUGGUCGGAUUGGCAGAACAUGAGUAUUGAAAAAGCGAAUAAACUAACGGGACAAAAUCGGACCAUUUUAUCUACGUCUAUGAAUGGAGUAAUGGAUGUACGAGUGUUCCACCGUAAUAGAAAAAAUAUUCGUUCCUCUUGCAACAACAAUAAUGGUGGAUGCAGUCAUUUAUGUUUAUUGCGCUCUAAAUCCCACAGUUGCGCUUGUCCCACAGGAAUUAAGCUUGGAGAUGAUGGAAAAACUUGUGCAAACGGUCCAAAAAAUUUUUUGAUAAUGGCCCGUCGUGUGGAUAUUAGGCAGAUUUCAUUAGACGUACCUUACAUGGUGGAUGUCGUGUUGCCUUUACCGAAAUUAAAACUAGCUACAUCAGUGGACGUGGACAGAAAAACUGGAGAAAUUUAUUGGACCGAUACAGCUGAAGAUGUGAUCCAGAAAUCGACACCUGAAGGAAAACAUGUUGAAACUAUCGUAAUGCACGAAAUGGAAGCUACAGAUGGAUUUGCCAUAGAUUCCACUGGCAGAAAGAUGUAUUGGACUGACGGUGAGAGGAACAGUAUUGAGGUGGCUGAGCUGGAUGGUACCAAUAGAAAAGUGCUAAUUUGGGAAAAUUUGGAUAAUCCUAGAGCCAUUACGUUACACUACCAUCACGGCUUAAUGUUCUGGUCGGAUUGGGGAACUGCAGCAAAAAUAGAAGUUGCCCACAUGGAUGGAAAAAAUAGACAAACCAUUGUGUCUACAAAUUUGUCAUGGCCAAAUGGUUUGGCAAUAGAUAGGCCAGCUAACAGACUUUACUGGAAUGAUGGCAAAUUGCACACCAUCGAAUCUAGUGAUUUGAAUGGGAAGAAUAGGCGGGUGUUAAUUAGGGAUGUGUCCCAUCCAUAUGGUUUAGUCGUUGUUGGAAAUCAUGUUUAUUGGACCGAUUGGAAAACACAAGCUCUGCACAGGGCGGAAAAAAUUAACGGGACUGACAACACAAAAAUUAAACAGAAUUUGGAAGGUUUAAUGGACGUUCGAUCUGUACAAAGUGACAAUAUCGCAGAAAAUGCAUGUGGAGAAAACAAUGGUGGUUGUUCUCAUUUGUGUUUAAGAAAUCCCACUUCUUUCACAUGUUCAUGCCCAACGGGAAUACGAUUGACCAAAAAUAAUCCAAAACAAUGCGAAUCCCAACCAUCCACUUACCUUCUUGUAGCCACUGGUUACACUUUAAGUCGAAUUAGUCUUGACACAGAUGAUGUGUGGGAUUACACUUUGCAAAUUGAGCAACUUCAAAACGCUGUUGACGUCGACUUUCAUUGGGAAAAAAAGAAAAUAUUUUUCACAGAUAUUGAGCAACACCUAAUUCAAGUAAUGUCCAUGCAAAACUUCUCAGACAUCAAGCCAAUAGUACAAGUUAAUCUGAGUAGCCCUGGUGUAAUAGCUGUGGAUUGGCUGGCUGAUAAUAUUUAUUUUACCAAUACUGGAAACAAAAUUAUAGAAGUAGCAAGACUAGAUGGAUCUUCAAGAAAAACUAUCAUUAAACGAGGUUUGCAAGAUCCAAGGUCAGUGGCAGUAUUUCCAAGAAAAGGAUAUCUGUAUUGGAGCGACUGGGGUUCUAAACCAAAAAUAGAAAGAUCAUUUUUGGAUGGUAGUAGUAGGAAGACUAUCGUAGAUACAGAUCUUUCACUUCCAAUUGGAUUGGUCGUCGAUUAUUUAGCUAAAAGAUUAUAUUGGAUUGACGCUAAAAUGAAUGCUGAAAAAAUCGAAACCAGCGAUUUGCAUGGUGAAAAUAGGGUUUUAUUAAAUGUACAAGGAUCGCCAUUUUCUUUGACCCAGUUCGGAGAUCAUAUCUACUGGACCGAUUGGAAAGAAAAAUCAGUUAAUAAAGCGGAUAAAACAACGGGAAAAGAUGCUGUAAUAGUUCGACCACAUUUAGAUGCUACUAUGGGUCUUACAAUGGUCACCCAAAGCAGACAAAUGGGAUGGAAUCCUUGUGCCAUAAAUAACGGCGGCUGUGCUUACUUGUGUCUUUUCAAGCAAAAGAACUACACUUGCGCUUGUCCCGAUAACCGUCCCAAUUGUAAACCAGGUCCUAGUCAAGUAGUUUCAAUAAAAUGUCCCGGGGAAAAAUUCAAAUGUGAUUAUGAUGACGAUGAUGAAACUGAUUCGUUUCAGUAUGAUAUUGAAACUGGCGAUGAUUAUCAAAAGCAUAAGCGUCAUCCUAAUGUAUUCUACGUCAUUACUCUGGUACCUAUGCUUUCUAUUAUUUUGAUAUGCUCCACAUUCUUCGCCUAUUUAUUUGUCAGGAAAGGGAAGAAAAAGUACAUGUAUGCGGCUAGUCGAAGUUUUUCAAAUCCAAACUAUUAUUCCUCCAACAAUGAACCGGGAAGGGGAGCAGUAGGUGCAGACAGAAAACAACUGUGGAAGAGACUAAAAUACGAUAAAUCACAAGAACGAGUUUAUGAAGAAACAACAACCAAUAGCCCAGAAAUAACCAGCUUAAUUCCAACCAUUCUAACUCCAUGUAGCUCGAACUGUGAAACGGUAACUCCGGAACUAGAAAGAUCUCCAUCUGUUACGCCUUUGCACAAAUCCGAUAUCGCAACACCCACGGCAUAAGCGACAUAUUUAAUUUUGAGUAACCGAUUCAAUCUUAAAUCUGGGUAAGAAAUAUUAUAAGCACAUAUUACACCCAGUACUUUUUUGUUUACUAUUUACACAACGAACUUAAUUUGUUGCUCAUUUCUCACACCCUCGUAAAUGAGGCUUAACUAAUAAUUAUAAAGCCAAAGAAAUUAAUUGAAGCAGGUCACCUUUCUUGAAAAAUCUGCGCAUAAUAGAAACUUCUGUCGAUUAUUGUCAAACCUAAUGUAAAUAUUAACUAUUCGGUUUUUAACCAUUUCUUCUCAACGACGUAUAUUUUGACUGUGUUACGAAGUAAUUGUCAAAUUUUAGGGUGACUGACAAUAAAAUAUUUUUUAAUAGGACUGUUACGUCAAUAGUUUAUAUCAGUGGUGAUUUCAUAUAUAUUUUUUUUUUUUUGACGCAAGUUGGACAAUAUGUUUAAAAAAUCUUCGAAGUUAAUAUUAAAUAAAAUACAGUGUUAAAUAAUAAAAAAUAUUGAUUUAUCUUAUUAUGACUUACUAGGUUAUAAUUUGUUGUUGUGUUUAAUAUUGUUGAACAUUACCAAAGAUUAAAUGCAAAAGACUUUUUAAAUUUAUAAAUUAUAUAUUUUAUUAAAAAAAGUAAAACAAUAUACCUAUUUGUAAUAGAUGUUUACAUAUCGCUAUUAUAUAACUGAAUGUAAUAAAAAAGGUUUAGUUUUCGAUCAAUCAAAACUAACAUGUAGUAUUUUAUAAUUUGUAAGAUGCAAAAUCAAAUGAUAUUUUCAAGAGAUUAUUCUGAUGUACAAAGUGAGAUAGAUACCUAAAAUGGUAAACUAGUAAACUUAACUCAAACUCACUUUGUAUAAUCAUCUCAUAUCAUAACUAUUUUGAUUUGAAUACCACUUAGUCGAAAACUGACCAAAUUAUUUCUAAUUUAUAGUUCUGUUUAACAAUUUUUGACUAAGUGUUAAAAUUUAAUUCUUAUGAAAUAUAUUUAAAAGAAAUAUUUUUUAUAUAUUGUCGGAUGAAGACUGAUCAGAAAGUAAAUGUAUUUAAAUAUUUUCAUGAUACAUUGUUAGGGAAAAUUUUUGCGGUUUAAUAUAAUAGGUAUAUUUAAAUACAUUUUCAGUGAUAUUGGAAUUCCAAACAAAACCUUACUAAAGAAUACUAUAAUAAUUUACAAAAGUCAUCGAUUUGUAAAUCAAUCUUUUAUUAAAGUAAGAUUGUGUCUGGAUGAGUAUUAAAGGUCAAUGCAGGGAGAUUGAACUUAAGAAUCUCAUUUAUUACUAUUACAUUGAUUCUAACUUUGAAUCACUCUGCUAGUUAUGUGUCAAAUGUAAUAACUUAAGUAAAAACUUAAGCUAAUGAGGGCUCAAAUUAGCUUAACUUUUUCUUAAUAUACAGAUCUUUCACGUGAACAGUACCCAGUGUUGAGUGAUAGUAAAGGCGUUGUCUAAUUACACUAAUGGUCGCCAAUGUCGAACAGUCCGCUGUCUAAUUUUAUUAGUGAAAUAAGGCAACAAUUAUCUGGUGUGAGUACCACGAUAGUAACAGUAAUAUGGAUAGUGUUUGUAUGAAGGAUCGGUAUAUGUAUAAUGGAAUUAUAAAUAAAACCACAAACGACGUUAUUAUUAAUAAUAAAAUCGUCACAUUGAAAAUUACAAAAAUAUCUUGUAAACUUUGUAAAUGUAUUAAUUCCAUUUUUGAGAGAAAUUAAAAAUUAACUGUGUAUGUUUAUUUUUAAUUUCUUCAUAUUAGCUCAAAAUGUAAUAAAUAACAACUGGCUCAAUUGUUUUUUCUAUUAUUUGUUAUUACGUAUGGAGGUACUCAAAUAGAAAGUAUUUAUGUAUAGACAAUUAAUUCAACGGAAUCAUCUAUUGAGAUUUCAAAUGAAAUUUCAAUGUGUGAUCCGAUUAAAUGCCUCUCAAAUUCCUCCUGUACACUUGUGAACCGUCAUUCGUAAUUUGAGAAAUAUUCGUGUAAAAAUAAAAACCUGAAAAUUUAGUCAUGUUUAUUAAAUGUUAAUAGGUAAGGUUAUUUAUAUAAUAGAAAAAUUAUUUAUGUUUAUAAUUAAGAUAUUCCCAAUUCUAGGAAACAUGACUCUCUUACGCCUCCAAAAGGGAGGUCAUGAAUAAAAGUGAAUUUUUAAUGUUA
Aethina tumida (small hive beetle) is the source of this 8539-nucleotide messenger RNA. RefSeq names its product low-density lipoprotein receptor-related protein 4 (gene Lrp4). The coding region runs from base 330 to 6398 and encodes 2022 amino acids. The record is from RefSeq and is a predicted model, not a curated record. NCBI's taxonomy places the organism in Eukaryota, Metazoa, Arthropoda, Insecta, Coleoptera, Nitidulidae. The transcript is spliced from 27 exons. Gene Ontology annotation, molecular function: protein binding; calcium ion binding.